UCGCGGGACUCCUCUUCAAAACAAACAAGGCGCUGCCAAUACUUUUCGUUGUCACUUAUUGACGGAAGACAAGCAUAACAUUUAUUCCGUAGUACGGACCAGCUACAGCUAUGGAACCCGGUAGGAUUCGGAAGUUAGAUGAGACGGUGGUAAAUCGCAUAGCGGCUGGAGAGGUUGUCCAAAGACCUGCGAACGCCUUGAAGGAAAUGAUCGAAAACAGCCUUGAUGCAAAAUCAACUCAAAUUCAGGUGACAGUGAAACAAGGAGGCUUAAAGCUCCUACAGAUCCAAGAUAAUGGAACUGGAAUUCGAAAGGAAGACCUAGAAAUAGUGUGUGAACGUUUUACUACUAGUAAACUACGAGAAUUUGGAGAUCUGACUGCCAUCAGCACUUAUGGGUUCCGAGGAGAAGCUCUGGCAUCAAUAAGCCACGUGGCACACUUAACCAUCACUACACGUACAAGUGACUGUAAAUGUGCAUGGAAAGCUUCAUAUAUUGAUAGUCAGCUGACAGGACAACCAAAGCCUUGUGCAGGGAAUCAGGGAACUCAGAUAACAGUAGAGGACUUGUUUUAUAAUGUUUCUACUAGAAGAAAGGCUCUUAAAAGUGGAACAGAAGAGUAUCUGAAAGUGGCAGAGGUUGUUGGUAGAUACGCAGUCCAUAAUGCCAGUGUGGGAUUCACAUUGAAAAAGCAGGGGGAAAGUGCUGCUGAUAUCAGAACACAGCCCAACUCUACAGGUGACGAUAAUAUAAGAACAGUUUAUGGCCCUAAUGUAGCAAAGGAAUUGCUAGAACUUAGAUGUGAAGACACAGAUCUCAAGUUCACAGCAACAGGAUACAUUACUAAUGCCAACUACUCAGUCAAGAAGUGUGUGUUCCUUCUUUUCAUUAAUCAUCGCCUUGUCGAUUCAACAGCUCUGAGAAAAGCCAUUGAAUCAGUGUAUGCAUCCUACCUGCCCAAGAACACGCACCCCUUUCUCUAUGUGAGUCUUGAAAUUGCUCCAGAGCUUGUGGAUGUCAAUGUCCAUCCAACUAAACAUGAAGUUCACUUCCUGAAUGAAGAAGCAGUGAUAGAAAAGAUACAGCAAGCAGUAGAAACUAAGUUGCUUGGUUGUAAUGCUUCAAGAACAUUUUAUACUCAGGCUCUAUUACCUGGUGCCAGCAUAGUAUCAGAAGAAUCAGAUGAGACUGCUGGUACAAGUAACAAACUGUCAGUUGCAAAGGAUGCAAAGGAUAAGGUUUAUGCGCAUCAGAUGAUUCGGACAGACUCUCGGGACCAGAAACUUGAUAAGUUCUUGUCAAAGGCUGAAGUUAAAGCAGAUGAUGCAGAAGAAAAUUUUCAAGAAAAGCCUCAGCAAAGUUCAAGAAAUGAAGCGAAAAGACGUGAGAUACAGUUGACCAGUGUUCUUGCCUUGAUAUCCCAACUUGAGACAAACUGUCACUCAGGUCUUCGAGAAGCUGUAAAAGGCAUGACCUUUGUGGGUUGUGUCAACCCGCAACAUGCUCUCAUACAGCAUGGCAACAAACUUUACUUAACUAACACCACAUCUUUAAGUGAAGAGCUUUUCUACCAAAUACUGCUGACUGAUUUCAGCAAUUUUGGUGCACUUAGAUUGUCAAAGCCAGCUUGUUUAUAUGAGCUUGCAAUGAUGGCACUAGAGUUAGAGGAUAGCGGAUGGUCUGAAGCAGAUGGACCAAAGGAAGAGCUGGCUUCAUAUAUUGUAUCAUUACUUAAAUCCAAGUCUCUCAUGCUGGAUGACUAUUUCAGUUUACAAGUUGAUGAAGAUGGCAAGCUCAUUACCCUUCCCUACUUAUUAGAUGAUUAUGUUCCGGGCAUGGAAGGCUUACCUAUGUAUGUGCUGCGACUAGCAACAGAAGUGGACUGGGACAAUGAGCAAGAAUGCUUUCAGACUUUCUGUAGAGAAACUGCCAAAUUUUUCAGUAUACGCCAGAAUAGCUUGCCAAAUGAUGAGGGAUCUGAGCGAGGGUGGCAGUGGAUGGUAGAGCAUGCCCUGUAUCCUGCAAUGAGGAAGACUCUGCUUCCUCCACAGUACUUUGCCCAAGACACAACUUUUCUCCAAAUUGCUAACCUAACAGAAUUAUAUAGAGUGUUUGAAAGAUGCUGAUUUUUCUACUUGAAAAAAAGGAUGGCAUUUGUAAAUAUGGCCAGAAGACUUGCAUGUGUACAGAUUGGGGAGAUUGUCUUGGAGCACAGCUUAUAGUUGUAAGCUUUUUAUUGUGAGGUAACAAAAAUGUGAUUUGUAAAGAAUCCAUAGUACUCCCAGUCCAGUAAUCUCAAGAGAGGCAAUAGGACAAAUAGAUAAUGAACUAAUUUCCAAUAACCAAGAAUACCUCACUCUUUAUAAUAUAAAAGAAAAGGAUGAAUGAAUAUUGAUCUGCAAUGUAAGUGAUAUGGUUUAUUAAAAGAUAAAAUGA
This is a messenger RNA of Penaeus chinensis, 2436 nucleotides long. RefSeq names its product DNA mismatch repair protein Mlh1-like (gene Mlh1). Lineage: Eukaryota; Metazoa; Arthropoda; Malacostraca; Decapoda; Penaeidae. The record is from RefSeq and is a predicted model, not a curated record. Gene Ontology annotation, biological process: mismatch repair. Gene Ontology annotation, cellular component: MutLalpha complex. Gene Ontology annotation, molecular function: ATP-dependent DNA damage sensor activity; ATP binding; ATP hydrolysis activity.